GCUGAUGCUUGACCAAAUGUUUUUGACGGAAGUCGGUCCUUCUUUCGGCCAUCCCACGUUUCCCGCGUCUGCAGAUCAACGUCUAUUUCAGACACAAGGUGGCCCAACUUCCACACAUUCCAGGGGAUCUACUGAAUCUCCAUCCAAUACUGACAGCGAUUUUCAUGCUGCUUGUCUUUCCUCCUCCGUGUCUGGUAUGACAUCAAGCUUACCCACCAGCUCGCUUUCGACCCCCCAACACUAUUCCAGCGCUGCUUUAAAGAUAGAAGAUGAUCGUGACAGUAUACCGUCUUCUAUUAGCCAUACGGAUUCCACUGAACCGAUGGGAUACGUAUGUCAUGAUUGUGGAGGCGUUUUCUCCGAUCACUCGGUUCUUUCGCAGCAUCGAAUUUCUCACUCGGCGUCAAAAUACAUAUGCCCCAUGUGUAACCGACCUUUUGCUCGGGAUGAUAAGCUCAAACGUCACAUUCGGUGUGUCCAUAGCUCCGAGCGACCUUUCAAAUGUGAGGUAUGCUCCAAAGCCUUUGCUCGAAAAGACAAGCUUCAGGAGCAUGCACGUCACCACAACCGCGACAUCACGUUUACCUGUUCCAUUUGCUCGGAAGUGUUCGUCAUGCGCUCCCACUUGAACCGGCAUUUACGCGGUGUACACAAAAUGAAAUUGUCCACUUUUAACUCCCGGACCGAGAGCACCAUUACAAACGCAAAAGCCAGCCUCCCGUGUAACAAAAGUGCUUUUACCCCAGUCAACAAUGGGCUCCAGGCCGUGGACUCGCUUUCUGCUCACAUGUUGAUGAAUCCUGCCACUGUACUCACUCCGAUAACCACAAACGUUACAAAUAAAUCAACAAAACCACGGCGGAGAUCUACUGCGCGACGCUUCUGCCCAAGUCAGGAAAAUGCGGAGGACGCAACCAAACCCUUGCUUCCCUCUUUCUGUAUGCGUCCUAAUUCCUUGUCCGCAUUCAGCAUUCCUUCAUCCGCCGGUGCUGAUGCCUCUCUGUUUCUCGGUCUCGGUCCGUUUGGUAGCAAUCCGGCACCCUCGUUUGCAUCAGCAACGCCGAAUCUUGAUACACAGCACAUUUCGGCGGAUUUACCGUCAUCACAUCGCUUUCCAGCCUACUCCGGAGGCGAAUCCGUGUACCGUAAUCAGCCUGCCAACCAAACGUACUCGCAACAACAGUUUGCUGCACCCCAACCGCAGCAACAAACUGCUUGGUCAGCUGCCAUGGCUGCCAGUCUUUUUGGACCGGUGAAUUACGUCGGCUGGUGGCCCCAGGCGAAUGCCAACUUUAUGCUGCCUUACUCCUCAUCCUGCGGUCACACGACAACGUCACAUAGCUCUGAACGUCCAUCAUCAGAACCAUCUGCCUCCAUUGUCUCCCAGUAUCCGCCUAUGGCAAACGUGAUCCCUCCAGACACGGGCUUUCAGCCUAGACAGUCGCAAGCACCCGCUCCAACCUCUUCUAUCACGAACACCCUUCCCUCUUCGUACAAUUUGUCGGGCUCAUAUUCCGGCGGUUGCGGUGGUGGACUCAGUGGCGGUGGCAACAGCAGUGGUGCCGGGUUCGUGGGGUCUACAGCCGCCCCGGCGCAUAUGCUAGCCUCCUUGCCCACGUUCGCCCAAGCAAUGUACUACCAAGCAGCCAGCUGGGUCGCGAAUCAGAACGGAGGAGCAGACGCUCAGGGACGUGGGGGUUGGGAGACGAGCGGCGCGCCUAAAUUCCCCACUCCUUAUUCCUCCACUGUGCCUAACAAUCAAGACCGUUGAUGCAUUUUUUGUCACACCAAAUCAUUGCACGACUUCUAUAGAAGUAUUUCACUUGUCUCACUCCGAGACUGAGAUUUUCACUCUUAUUUUUCUACCUGGGUUGUUUGAGACUGCAUUAUGGAAUGGGCAUGUACCUCUUCCUUCUAACCCGUGUGAAAACUAUUGUCAUUUGCAUUUGUUGUCUAGAUUGCUUGUCAGAUUUUGUGAAAAGAUCUGCAUUUAUCGAGUUUAAAUUUGUUCUCUCUCUACCCAGUUUGAUGUGGUGCAUUUUCUGUGCAAAUGUCUACUACACACGCUGACUGUUGUUCAGUUUUAUUACUUCACUUGCAAGAGAACGAUGGAGCAUCCGUGAAUCCACUCCAUUUGUUGUAUGCCGGUUUGAAAGCGUAGUGCUAUUGGCAUACAUCUGUUCGAAUGAGUCACCUCAUUGCUUAUUUUGGAUUGGGGUCCACGGUGUUCUUAUCCCCUCAAAGUACA
This is a messenger RNA of Dicrocoelium dendriticum, 2248 nucleotides long. The record is from the annotation of a GenBank genome assembly. Lineage: Eukaryota; Metazoa; Platyhelminthes; Trematoda; Plagiorchiida; Dicrocoeliidae.